This is a messenger RNA of Paralichthys olivaceus (Japanese flounder), 868 nucleotides long. RefSeq names its product myosin light polypeptide 6. The record is from RefSeq and is a predicted model, not a curated record. NCBI's taxonomy places the organism in Eukaryota, Metazoa, Chordata, Actinopteri, Pleuronectiformes, Paralichthyidae. Gene Ontology annotation, cellular component: myosin II complex. Gene Ontology annotation, molecular function: calcium ion binding; structural constituent of muscle.
GGCGGGUCUUCGCUCAGCUCGGGUGGAUAGCUUCUCUGACGCAGACGGCACUGCUGGGGUUUUGUCAGCCUGCACUGCCUCGACCCUCCGUCACAUUCUUCGUUCUGCCGACGCCCGGGACACACCUCAGCCGCCACAGGAACAUGUCUGACUUCUCGGAAGAUCAAAUCCUUGAGUUCAAGGAAGCAUUUCUGCUGUUCGACAAGACAGGAGAUGGGAAGAUCAACUUCAGCCAGUGUGGGGACGUCAUGCGCGCCCUGGGACAGAACCCUGUCAACGCUGAGGUGCUCAAGGUCCUGGGCAACCCCAAGGCUGAGGAGAUGAACACCAAGAUGCUAGACUUUGAACAGUUCCUGCCCAUGUUCCAGGCCAUCGCUAAGAAUAAAGACCAGGGCUCCAUGGAGGAUUUUGUGGAGGGACUGCGUGUCUUUGACAAGGAGGGCAACGGCACAGUAAUGGGAGCAGAGCUACGUCACGUCCUCACCACGCUAGGUGAGAAAAUGUCAGAGGAGGAAGUGGAGACGCUCUUGGCGGGACACGAAGACGCUAAUGGAUGCAUCAAUUAUGAAGCGUUUGUUCGCCACAUCAUGUCAGGCUGAGGGCCGGUACGGGCAUUGGAACUGGUCAGGAUGGUGAUGAACGGUUGAAGAAACAAAGAUCAUCCCACUGUUUUUUAUUUUUACCGUCACAUGUACCCUCUUUUUGCAGUUGGCCUCUACAUUGCUGCCCCCUCCUCAUUCCAUGGAUUAGUUUUCCACAUUUAAUUUAAGAAGUGCCUUUACAUUCCCAUCAAAAGACCACAAAUAAUCUGGCUGUUGCUCCCAAUUAUGUUGUUUGCAUUUAAAUAAAUGUUUUCCCUGAAAACUUA